Molecule: messenger RNA, 3000 nt
Organism: Arvicola amphibius (Eurasian water vole)
Lineage: Eukaryota; Metazoa; Chordata; Mammalia; Rodentia; Cricetidae
Gene: Slc9a7
Product: solute carrier family 9 member A7
Exons: 17
Coding region: 1-2184 (727 amino acids)
Biological process (GO): proton transmembrane transport; regulation of pH; sodium ion transport
Cellular component (GO): membrane; recycling endosome
Molecular function (GO): sodium:proton antiporter activity
Source: RefSeq, a predicted model, not a curated record
AUGGAGCCUAGUGACGCGGCGCACCGCGGUCCAGGGAGGGCUGUUUGGGCGCUGGCGCCGCGGCUGCUGCUGCUGCCACUGUUGCCAGUGCUGCUGGGUCGGGGGCUGCGGCUCGGGGCCGCGGCCUCCUCCUCUGGGGCGGCGGCCGAGGACAGCAGCGCCAUGGAGGAGCUCGCCACCGAGAAGGAGGCGGAGGAAAGCCACCGGCAGGACAGCGUGAGCCUGCUCACUUUCAUCCUCCUGCUCACCCUCACCAUCCUCACCAUCUGGCUCUUCAAGCACCGCCGGGUGCGCUUUCUGCACGAGACCGGGCUGGCCAUGAUCUAUGGGCUCAUUGUUGGAGUGAUCCUGAGGUAUGGUACCCCUGCUACCAGCGGACAUGACAAGUCACUCAGCUGUACUCAGGAAGAUAGAGCCUUUAGCACCUUAUUAGUGAAUGUCAGUGGGAAGUUCUUUGAAUACACUUUGAAAGGAGAAAUCAGCCCUGGCAAGAUCAAUAAUGUGGAGCAGAAUGACAUGCUGCGGAAGGUAACAUUUGAUCCAGAGGUAUUUUUCAACAUUCUGCUGCCUCCAAUUAUUUUCCAUGCUGGAUACAGUUUAAAGAAGAGACACUUUUUCAGAAAUCUUGGAUCAAUUCUGGCCUAUGCCUUCUUUGGGACAGCGGUUUCCUGCUUCAUUAUUGGAAAUCUUAUGUAUGGGGUGGUGAAACUCAUGAAGAUUGUGGGCCAGCUCUCUGAUAAAUUUUACUACACGGAUUGUCUCUUUUUUGGAGCAAUUAUCUCUGCCACUGACCCAGUGACUGUGUUGGCAAUCUUUAAUGAACUGCAUGCAGAUGUGGAUCUUUAUGCUCUUCUGUUUGGAGAGAGUGUCCUGAAUGAUGCUGUUGCCAUUGUACUGUCCUCGUCUAUUGUUGCCUAUCAGCCAGCAGGACUAAAUACCCACGCUUUUGACGCUGCUGCCUUUUUUAAGUCAGUUGGCAUUUUUCUAGGUAUAUUUAGUGGCUCUUUUACGAUGGGAGCUGCAACUGGUGUUGUGACUGCUUUAGUGACCAAGUUUACUAAGCUGCACUGCUUCCCCCUGCUGGAGACAGCGCUCUUUUUCCUGAUGUCCUGGAGCACGUUUCUUUUGGCUGAAGCCUGUGGAUUUACAGGUGUUGUAGCUGUCCUUUUCUGUGGGAUUACACAAGCUCAUUAUACAUACAACAAUCUGUCAGUAGAAUCAAGAAGUCGAAGCAAGCAGCUUUUUGAGGUGUUACACUUUCUGGCGGAGAACUUCAUCUUCUCCUAUAUGGGCCUAGCACUGUUCACCUUCCAGAAGCAUGUUUUCAGCCCCAUUUUCAUCAUUGGUGCUUUUGUUGCCAUCUUCCUGGGCAGGGCUGCACAUAUCUACCCUCUCUCCUUCUUCCUCAACCUGGGCAGAAGGCACAAGAUUGGCUGGAAUUUUCAACACAUGAUGAUGUUUUCAGGCCUGAGGGGAGCAAUGGCAUUUGCACUUGCCAUCCGUGACACGGCCUCCUAUGCCCGCCAGAUGAUGUUCACAACCACGCUCCUCAUUGUCUUCUUCACUGUAUGGGUCAUCGGUGGAGGCACCACUCCAAUGUUGUCAUGGCUCAAUAUAAGAGUUGGUGUGGAAGAGCUCUCGGAAGAGGACCAGAAUGAACAUUCCAUGGUGACUUUUAGAGUUGGUGUUGACCCAGAUCAAGACCCACCACCUAACAACGACAGCUUUCAAGUCUUACAAGGGGAUGGCCUGGAUUCUGCUGGAGGAAGCCGGACAAAGCAGGAGAGUGCAUGGAUAUUCAGGCUGUGGUACGGCUUUGAUCACAAUUACUUGAAGCCCAUUCUCACCCACAGUGGUCCCCCGCUAACCACCACUCUCCCAGCUUGGUGUGGCUUGCUAGCUCGAUGUCUAACCAGUCCCCAGGUGUAUGAUAACCAAGAGCCACUGAGAGAAGAUGACUCUGAUUUCAUCCUGACGGAGGGUGACCUCACUUUGACCUAUGGAGACAGCACUGUGACGGCAAAUGGCUCCUCGAGCUCCUACACAGCUUCCACAAGUCUUGAGGGCGGUCGGAGAACGAAAAGCAGCUCGGAGGAAGUGUUUGAACGAGACCUGGGAAUGGGAGAUCACAAGGUUUCCAGUCGGGGUACCCCCCUUGUGUUUCCACUACAGGAAAAUGCAUGACUUACCCUAAGUCCUGAAGGAUCAUGGAGGCUCUCAUGAGGAUGAGGAUGAGGAUGGCCAAAUGCCCCAGUGUGUUUGAGGUGUGACAUUGACUGGGUUAAACUAAUGCUUCUAUUUCAUUGGGCCCUGAAACUAUCAUCACUUAAAACUUAACCCAAAACUCGGAUGCUGAAGCUAAAACGUCUCUAAAUUAAGACAAAUGCAGACCUAUUCCCACUUUUUCACAUAGCAGUACACUGUUUGAGAGUUCAACAAAGUAAUAGCAUGCUUUAAUGGUUUCUCACUUCACUUCCUGCAGCAUCUGACAAUGGUGGGCAGAUACUGGGCUGUAGUGCCAGUCUAGCUGGCUUUAAGGAACAUUAAGUUGGGAGGACAAGUUAGACAAAAGACGGUGAAGAAAGGAAACAGAAAUCAGACUCAGUGGUGCUACAUGCUGGUGUUACACCAGACAGUAGAGCCCCCGGCUCUGAAGACUUACACAGCUGCUUCCUCCUGUCAGAGUCCUAGCUGUUCCAUCUGUGUUGCUCCUAGACUGAAGAUUAGGAAGCAUGUCCACAGGCUGGGCCAUUAGCUCAACGGCAGAAUGCUAGAGUGCUUGCCUACAGUGCAUAAGACCCUGGGUUCCAUCCCCAGCUUGCAAAAAGUGCGUGUGUGGUGGGGAGGUUCCAAGAGCAUUCAGUAUGGGGAAAAGAAGUCUAGUUCCUUCUCUGGAAAUCCUUAUAAAAGAGAUACUGAAAUGUUUAAAACUAAAGGCAAAUCAUGUUCUGUUCUUUUUAAUGAAUAUGAGGACAGGAGGUGUUGAGAACCUGCUGACGA